This is a messenger RNA of Pocillopora meandrina, 3153 nucleotides long. NCBI's taxonomy places the organism in Eukaryota, Metazoa, Cnidaria, Anthozoa, Scleractinia, Pocilloporidae. The record is from the annotation of a GenBank genome assembly.
AUGGAGAAUUACCACGUGUUAGAGCUUAUUGGAGAGGGCUCUUUUGGAAAAGUUUACAAAGGGCGCAAGAAAUACAGUGGUCAGGUAAGGGUUGUGAAAUAAGAGCUCUAUGUUUUGAAUUGACGGCGGGAAAACUGUCAAAAUUCUUACAUUUUGCACAGGAAUUAGAUUUUCUUCGUGGAGUUCUUCUAACCUGAUAUAUUGCAUCACUAAAAACAGUUAUUAAAAACUAAAUCCAUGUUUAGCUGAAAAUGUAUGGCACAGUAAACUGAGGAAUAUGACAGCUUAAUCACUGUUUACAUAUGGAGAGUGUUAGUACCUGUAUGUAGUGCUCUUUCAACAGAACAUACUUGGAAGUAGAGGGUGCAGCGGGAAUACGAUGCAACACAAACAUUUUGCUGGAGUUGUAUUUUGCAUUGAGCUGUUGAUGGGGGUGAAGGGGUUAAGAGUUAGAAUCCACUGCCUUUCAUAAAUCUUCAAUAUAGAAACUUUGUACAUGAGUUUCAGUUCUUUAUAAUACGCUCUAUGAAUUUUACUUUUUAGGUUGUUGCAUUGAAAUUCAUUCCUAAAGUUGGCAGGUCAGAAAAAGAGCUGAAAAAUUUACAGAGAGAAAUUGACAUUAUGAGGAACUUGGAACAUGAAAAUAUCAUUAAGUUACUGGACUCCUUUGAAACACCCAAAGAGGUACAGUACAGAAGAAGUCUAGAGAAACUAAAUAGUUUUUAUCUCCACCAUUAAAAAUUGUCUAUUUAACAAAUAAAUUUCCAUGUUGACAUGCAUCUGUUCAGUAUUGUAUCAGUGAUCUAUUACUGUACAGACCCAUGGUGACGUGGGAUCAAUUUAAGGUAAAAAAGAUAAAAUUUAAUGAUAAAAAAGUACAAUGCUGUUGAUGGUGACAACAUAUAUGCAUCUGUCCUCCAAUAGAUCAUAAGUAAGAACCAAUCAAAUUGCGUGUAGGAAUUCAGCUUCUUAAAUUAAAAAAAUUUACUUUUUGCCACAUUUUGAGAUUUCAGAGAGCAAACUAACCUUUCAAAAGCUGUCCUUAGAUUUUAAUUUGGAAUACUUCCAUAGUAAGUUGACCGGAACAUAACCUGCACAAUGUUCUAUAAUUGAACUGGUAUGUUGGGAAGAAAAUUACACAUCUUAGAGAUGGCUGUAGUUGUGGUUGUCUGGCUCUUUAUUUUCAUUUAUCUCUUGCUCUGGUUUGAAUUAAUGUGAUCCAAAUAGUUUGAGUGUAAUCACAUUGGGAGCUGAAGUCUGUAAUGUCACAGGUAAGUGGCUAUUAAGCAAUUUUGAAAAUGUUGACAUCUUAAUUGAAUUUUAUGCACAUUGAAUGACAAUCUUUGAAAGGUUUGGGUACUCUUUGGAAUCUUAAAACACUGGCAGUGACACAGUCUCAUUAUAUACUUUUUAAUGACAGUAAUAAAAGUGUUUUUUUCACUUGACUAUACUUCUUCCUUAACUUUGUCUAUACUAGAGCUUUUAUUAUCACUUAGACUUAAGCAGUUGAUGCCAUUACAAAUGUUUAAUAUCUUUAUUGAAUCAUCCAGGUAUGUGUUGUAACAGAGUAUGCUGAGGGGGAAUUAUUCCAAGUACUGGAAGAUGAUGGUUCUCUUCCAGAGGAACAGGUUUGUGACGAGUGUUUUUUCCAUUGGUUGUCUCUAUUGAAAGUGGUGGAAAUUUUUUUUUUGUACACUGCCAGGACUUGGGAUGAUUCAUGUUGGCUCCACCAUUACUGACCUGGCUAGCUUCAGUGUUUAUGUAUCAGAGUAUAAACAGUUUUAUUUCCCAUCACACAUCAUGAUUUGUUUGUAUGCACAUAACACUUGAGGAAUGCAUGAUAUUUAUUCAAAUGAUGAUGUAUCAAGCUGUAGUAAUUUGCAAUAUCAAACACAAAUAAAUUGUCCAUAAACCAAAACAACCCUGAAGGUGGCAGCAAAACAUGUUGCAAAAUAAUAGUUUAUAUUAAUUAAUGGUGGGGGGGUGGCAUUAAUUAAGUGAUAGAAAACCCUAAGUAAGAGGUGUGUGCCACAUCUGAUAAAGAGAACUUAGAUAAUAAAGGGGUGAGUCAUAAUGCAUAGCACAUUCCAAACACAGACAGAAGGGGUACAUUAACAAGGAUAAAAGGGUACAUUAACCCUUUACACCCUAACAUCAGUAUGCAUAUUCUCCAUACUGUUUUCUAUACAAUUAUUCAGUUGGUGAUCAUUUCCUUUAUUCUCAUGACCUUACUGUGUGGUACAGGGGUUAUACUGUUGGGAGAAAUUAGAUGCUUGUCACUCUCAGGGGUUAAAGGGUUGACCCAUCCAAGGCCAGCCUGAAAGGUUCAGCACUCAAUGAAAGAUUUUGUUCGACACCCAAGUUAUAUUAAUUUCAUUCUGAAGAGAUUUAACAUUUAUUCUCACUGGUUAAAAUAAUGUUGAAUUGCUUUUUCAAAAACCACUCAAUAAACCUGUUCUCUUAUUUUGAUUUGAUGCUCUUUAAAAACUGAAUAUCAGUAGUUUGAAUUGAGACUUCAUACUGUUCCUUGAAAAAAACUUGUUUCACAAUCUUUGAAAUUUUUUCAGGUGAGAAAGAUCGCAUGUCAGCUUGUGAAGGCCUUGUACUAUCUACACUCUCAUAGGAUUCUUCACAGAGAUAUGAAACCUCAAAAUAUUCUUCUUGGAAAAGGUGGUGUGGUGAAACUGUGUGAUUUUGGGUAUGUAGGCAAGAGUUCUUGUUCUAUAGAUAUUCAUACCAUCAUUGGACAUUCACUGUCUCUGUAUCUGCUUCUAUCUUUAAACUCCCUUGACUCAAAUUUUGAUUCUUCCAAUUGAUCAAUUUUGGCAGAAUCAAGUUUAUACAUUAGUAUUGAAAAUCAUAUUUUGACUUUUUUUAAUAUCAAAACAAUAACUGUUUCAAUAACUUAUCAUCCCAUUUUUGCAACUUGAUAAUAAUUGUAAUAUACAUUUUACUUGUAAUCAUAAUUGUUGUCAGCAACAUCUGGGAAGUAUCCUUCUGAACAAAAAAAAUAUUAUGAAGUUGCCAAGCUGAGUUUUAGCUGUAAUUUGUUACAAGCAUAGGUAUUAAAUGUCUACUAUUUCAACCAUGUCCAGAUUUGCAAGAGCAAUGAGUAUCAACACCCUUGUGCUGACAUCAAUUAAGGCAAGUUUA